Molecule: messenger RNA, 943 nt
Organism: Triplophysa rosa
Lineage: Eukaryota; Metazoa; Chordata; Actinopteri; Cypriniformes; Nemacheilidae
Product: metalloproteinase inhibitor 4-like
Exons: 5
Coding region: 255-785 (176 amino acids)
Biological process (GO): negative regulation of endopeptidase activity; negative regulation of membrane protein ectodomain proteolysis
Cellular component (GO): extracellular matrix
Molecular function (GO): protease binding; metalloendopeptidase inhibitor activity
Source: RefSeq, a predicted model, not a curated record
UAAAUUACAAAAUACGUCCACUUCCCCCGCGGGCUGAAGACCACAACAGAGAGAAAAGGAGAAAUUCAUCGCUGCCUGAAUCAGACCUAAUAAACAUAUUUUAGAAGUAUACCAUCAGUCUUGUGCUGUACAUGAUGGGCGUCACACUGUUGGGUGUUGUGCUGAUCUUAUUGUCUGUAGGGCUGAAUAUACAGACAGCAUAGAGCUGCAGCUGUUACCCAAGUCACCCACAACAUCACUUCUGCACUUCUGAAAUGGUGAUUUUAGCGGAGAUAACCAGAGAGGAGGAAGUUAUUGAGAAUGAAGAGGCGUUAAUUCGGUAUGAAAUCAAAAUAAUCGAGGAAUUUAACGGUUUUAACAAAGCAGAGGGAAUUCAGUAUGUUUAUACAUAUCAAGAUGAAGGCAUAUGUGGCGUUAAACUGGACAAGAAGCGAUACGUGCUUACAGGAUACCGGUAUAAAGAUGAUGGGAUCAUGGUAAAGUUGUGUAACCUUAUCAAGCGAUGGGAUGAUUUCUCCUUAACAAAGCAAGAAAAUCUCAAACAAACAUAUAAGAUGGGCUGUAACUGCACGAUCUCUAUGUGUCCUGGCAGUCCAUGUUGUUCCCAAUCUAAGAAAGAAUGUAUGUGGAAAACCAACUCUCCUCAGACUCUGGAGUACGCCUGUCUGGAGGACAGUGACGGCAUCUGUAGCUGGUACUGGGCAGGUUCAAAAGCUGAUGAAGAUGCAAUGUGCAAACCCAAAGGGUGGAGCAUUUUCUCAUUCUUAAAGAAGAUAUUUGGUUGAUGCUGAGACUCACUGUUCUUUAUAAAUGCUUAUUCAGCUUGAGUCCAUUUUUAACUUUUAGAGAGGAAAGACCCCAUUCUUUACCCCAAUGACUUUGAAGUUUCCAUAAGCAAAUUAAACACCUUUGUAUGUAAAAAAUAAAUGUGUUUGUCUUUUAC